Molecule: messenger RNA, 1557 nt
Organism: Stylonychia lemnae
Lineage: Eukaryota; Ciliophora; Spirotrichea; Sporadotrichida; Oxytrichidae
Source: the annotation of a GenBank genome assembly
AUGAGAGAGUAUUCAUGUAUGCUGGUAACUAAUAAACUAGCAAGGCCAGUACAACCAACCAUCUAGCUAGAUAUUCUACAAGAUUUAAUAAACUUAAUGACUAGUAAAAUGAGCCAAGAGUCAAUAAAGAAGACUCAGGCACAACUCAAGCAAAGUUUUAUCUAUCAAUGGGUGGAGAUAUUAGAAGCAAUAAAGACUACUUUUAAUUUUGUUGAUGCAGUUUUUAUUCAACACUUCCAGGAUGAAUUACAAGCAAAGUAUGAUCAACUGACUGAUUUAAAGGAUGAUAUCACAUUGAGUGAUGAUGAUAUUUUCAAUAUGAUACUUGAAAAUAUCGAUAUCAAGUCUAACAAUAAGUAGUUCACUCUCGCUUAAUAUUGCGUUGCUAAACUCUACAGUUUUAUUACACGGUAACUAUGGGUUGUUCUUUCUGGCUAAGGUAAGUCAAGAAUCUCUGCUGGUAUUGCUAUGACUGCUUUGUUGUGGGGAUCAGUUACUAAGAUCCAUAUGGUGUUCCCUAAUGAGAAACUAAAGGAGAGAGAUAUGAAAGACUUUGAAAUCUCUCUCAGAUCCACCCAAGUUCAAGCUGUUUGUUUAAAACUCUCCCUGUAUAUGUUUCACUGCUACCUCUGCUAAUAGCACUGUGGAGGAAAAGGUUCUGCGGGAUUGAAAUUCGAGUUAUACUCCUACUCGUUCAAUGAUGCUGCAAUCAUAGAUAAAACUGGUGCACUAAUGGUUGUAGUGAACUACAAAGAAAACACAAUGGAAGAGAAAGCUAUUCACAUCAAAGAGCUUGCCAAGUUAUCACCAUUGCUAGUAUACUGUUAUAAAGAACUUACUAUUGCAAUCAUUGAUGCUGGUAUUCCUCCUGUUAUGAUUGAAGCAGGAGUUGACUAUGAACGCCUUCAGUAUAUACUUGGAAUGAAUGACUUCGACUACAGAUCAGAGUUUAUUCCUAUGACUCUUGUUCUUGCUAAGAGCAGUGUUAACAGUAGAAAGCUAUUCAAGGCUUUAAAAGAGUGGGAAGAUUCAGAGACAAAUGCAGCAGAAGCGCUAAGAGACAGACACAAUUACUCUAGUAGUGAGUAUAACUACAAAAAUAACGACAACAACAAUAACACUCGAUGUUUGAGUGUAAAAAAUUUAAACAAAUAAUAAUCUCUUAAUUCACUAAUCAUUCACCAAAAUACUUCUUUAUUUGUUGUUAUCAUCAUCAUUAAGAAACUUUGUCUCUUUGGCCUACUCAUUCAUUCUUAGUUAGUCUUCCUCUUCAUUACUACCGUCCUCGACUUCAAAACCACAUUUGGUCUCGACCACGACUUUAAAUAUUAAUUAUUAUAAAGCGCUAACAUUAAAAGUGUUUUCCAAACUUCAAACACCGAGCCAGUGGCAGACCAAAAACCAAAGAGAAAACUGCAAAAAUGUUUGUAAGACUUUGAGAAUCUCAAACAUAUCGAUAAAGGGUCACCAAUGCAUCCCAAAAGGUCGUUUAUCUGUGAGUCAGGUUUCGCUUCUGCCUCACGCUCUCAAUUGUUUAAUUUGGUGUUUAAACCCUGA